Messenger RNA from Penicillium argentinense, 1809 nucleotides. RefSeq names its product S53 family peptidase. Bases 1 to 1809 code for a protein of 602 amino acids. Lineage: Eukaryota; Fungi; Ascomycota; Eurotiomycetes; Eurotiales; Aspergillaceae. The transcript is spliced from 2 exons. The record is from RefSeq and is a predicted model, not a curated record. Gene Ontology annotation, biological process: proteolysis. Gene Ontology annotation, molecular function: tripeptidyl-peptidase activity; serine-type endopeptidase activity.
AUGCUAGCUUCACUGUUCAACCGCGGAGCCUUGUCGUUGGCCAUCGUGUCGCUUCUUGCUUCUACUGCUGCCGCAGAUGUGUUCGAACAGCUGCCCGGUAUCCCAGAAGGAUGGCGCUACAGCCGCACCCCCAAUGGAAAGCAACCCGUUAAGCUCAAUCUCGCCCUGAGCCAGCAGCGCCUGGAAGCGUUCGAGAAGACCCUCCUAGACAUGUCGACCCCUGGUCACCGCGACUACGGCAAGCACUUCCAGUCGCACGAUGAGAUGAAGCGCAUGUUGCAACCGAGCGACGACUCAGUGCAGGUGGUUCGCAACUGGCUCGAGGGCGCUGGAAUCAAUGAUAUUCACCGGGACGCCGACUGGCUGACCAUCCACACGACCGUUGAGAAAGCCAAUGAUCUGCUGGACGCAAAUUUCCAGUACUAUGUCAAUCGUCACAAGCAUGUUGAGCGUUUGCGCACUCUGGAGUACUCCCUUCCCCGGGAGGUGAUUCCCCAUGUCAACCUGGUUUCGCCCACUACUCGUUUCGGCCAGCUGAAGGCCAACCGCGCGACCAUGCACAGCAAGUCCCGAGUCGCCGAUGAGGCGUUCAAGAAGGCAGCCCUGUCUCCUUCGUCCAGCUGUGACACCGCAAUUACUCCCAAGUGCUUGAAGAGUAUCUACAAUGUCGGUGACUAUGAAGGUCAUUCGGACAAUGGCAACAAGAUCGGUUUCUCCAGCUACCUCGAGCAGUACGCCCGCUACCAGGAUCUUGCUCUGUUCGAGAAGAACUUCGCUCCUUGGGCUGAGGGCGAUAACUUUACUGUCAUCGAGUAUCACGGCGGUGGCAAUGACCAGAACUCCAUGUCUGACAGCAGCGAGGCCAACCUCGACCUGCAGUACAUCGUCGGUGUUAGCUCCCCGGCCUCUGUCACGGAAUUCAGCACUGGUGGCCGUGGCCCCCUUGUGCCCGACCUGGACCAGCCCGAUCCCAACAACAACAACAACGAACCGUACCUGGAUUUCCUGCAGAACGUUGUCAAGAUGAGCAACGAAGAGCUGCCUCAGGUGAUCUCUACCUCGUACGGCGAGAACGAGCAGAGCGUCCCUGAGAAGUACGCCCGGACCGUCUGCAACCUGUUCGCCCAGCUCGGUAGCCGUGGCGUCUCCGUCAUCUUCUCCUCGGGUGACUCUGGCGUCGGUGCUGCCUGUCAGACCAACGACGGCAAGAACACCACCCACUUCCCUCCCCAAUUCCCCGCUGCUUGCCCCUGGGUGACAUCGGUCGGUGCCACGACCCACACUUCCCCUGAGAAGGCCGUCUCCUUCUCCUCCGGUGGCUUCUCCGAUCUCUGGGAGCGCCCCAAGUACCAAGAAGAAGCCGUCAGUGCGUUCCUGCAAGACCUUGGAGACCAAUGGUCCGGCCUCUUCAACGCAAAGGGCCGCGCAUUUCCUGAUGUCGCCGCCCAGGGCCAAAACUUCGCUAUCUACGAGAAGGGCCGGCUUACCCGAGUCGACGGUACUUCUGCCUCCGCGCCCGCCUUCGCCGGUGUUAUCGCCCUCCUGAACGACGCUCGCAUCGAGGCCGGCCAGCCCCCCAUGGGUUUCCUCAACCCCUGGCUCUACUCCAAUUCCACCGCCGUUCUGAACGACAUCACCACCGGUGGAAGCACUGGCUGUGAUGGAAAUGGUCGGUUCAACGGCCCUGCCAAUGGCGGCCCUGUCGUCCCUUACGCUAGCUGGAAUGCUACCAAGGGCUGGGAUCCUGUCACUGGUCUGGGUACGCCUAACUUCGGCAACAUGGUCAAGAACGCUGUCAAGAGCUCCUGA